Neoarius graeffei (lesser salmon catfish) is the source of this 769-nucleotide messenger RNA. Its product is annotated as tRNA (cytosine(38)-C(5))-methyltransferase-like. The record is from RefSeq and is a predicted model, not a curated record. Bases 172 to 720 code for a protein of 182 amino acids. Gene Ontology annotation, molecular function: methyltransferase activity. The transcript has 6 exons. Lineage: Eukaryota; Metazoa; Chordata; Actinopteri; Siluriformes; Ariidae.
GUUGUGCCGGUAGCACACUCUUCACAUGUUGGAGCUUAGCUAAAUGUUAAAACAUGGAGAAACUCUGUGUUUUGGAACUGUACAGUGGCAUUGGAGGGAUGCAUUAUGCAUUGAGAGAGAGCUAGGUCCCUGCUGAAGUGGUAACUGCAGUGGAUGUGAAUACAACAGCCAAUGAAAUCUAUAAACACAACUUCCCCGAAACUCUGCUGUUACCCAAGACCAUUGAAGUUGAACAAGAUGCCCCGCUUCAUUCUGUUGGAGAAUGUGAAAGGCUUUGAGUCGUCCUCUGCAAGAAAUGCCUUGAUAAAGACUUUACAGGACUGUAGAUACAACUUUCAGGAAUUAAUGAUAUCACCCACUUGUCUGGGAAUACCGAAUUCAAGGCUGCGUUAUUUUCUUAUUGCCAAAGCUUCCCCAGAUUCCUUCUCAUUUCAGAAAACAGCAAAGAUUUUAGAGGGCUUUCCAAAGUCAGAAUCCAGCUCUGACACAGACAGUCCCAUGAUCCCUGACAGCCACUGUAGUACAGUUAAUGCUGACAAGAGAGAAGACGGGACUAUAAUCUAUAAGAUGGAGACGGCUCAGGAGCUGGAGAGGAAGAGGAGUCAGGACGGUGAACAGACCGUGAGGAGACUACGGGAUUUCCUGGAAGAUGAAGAACAAGGAACAGACAUGGACAGUUAUUUGCUUCCUCCAGCGAUCAAAGAUCAGCAAAUAUUCUGAGAACUCAGAUGAAAGAGAAGCAUAAUAAAAACCAGUCAAUUCAAAAAAA